Molecule: messenger RNA, 2247 nt
Organism: Chionomys nivalis (European snow vole)
Lineage: Eukaryota; Metazoa; Chordata; Mammalia; Rodentia; Cricetidae
Gene: Pelo
Product: pelota mRNA surveillance and ribosome rescue factor
Exons: 2
Coding region: 240-1397 (385 amino acids)
Biological process (GO): nuclear-transcribed mRNA catabolic process, no-go decay; nuclear-transcribed mRNA catabolic process, non-stop decay; ribosome disassembly
Cellular component (GO): cytoplasm
Source: RefSeq, a predicted model, not a curated record
GACUGAAAGUACCGGGUCGUGUGUGUUCUUCGUGGGGGGAAUCUGCCGCGCAGCGUGGAUCGGCGCGCGGAGACAGGGAAAAGCGUGGCAGAAAGCUCUGCUCCGGGCUGCAGGAGUCAGAGGUAGUGUUUUUUUCCUGUCCCCUUCCCAGUCUAGACCAUACCCCCGCCCCGCACCCUGAGUCUCUCCUGGGGACCCCCUCAGCGCCUCCCGUUCUGAAGUGAGCCCCAGGCAAGGUCAUGAAGCUGGUGAGGAAGGACAUCGAGAAGGACAGUGCGGGGCAGGUCACCCUCGUCCCUGAGGAGCCCGAGGACAUGUGGCACACCUACAAUCUAGUGCAGGUGGGCGACAGCCUGCGCGCCUCCACCAUCCGCAAGGUCCAGACCGAGUCCUCCACGGGCAGCGUGGGGAGCAACCGUGUCCGCACCACCCUCACCCUUUGCGUGGAGGCCAUCGACUUUGACUCCCAAGCCUGCCAGCUGCGAGUCAAGGGGACCAAUAUCCAGGAGAAUGAGUACGUGAAGAUGGGGGCUUACCACACCAUCGAACUGGAGCCCAACCGCCAGUUCACCCUGGCCAAGAAACAGUGGGACAGUGUGGUUCUGGAGCGCAUCGAGCAGGCUUGUGACCCAGCCUGGAGUGCUGAUGUGGCGGCUGUCGUCAUGCAAGAGGGCCUCGCCCACGUCUGCCUAGUCACGCCCAGUAUGACCCUCACCCGUGCCAAGGUGGAGGUGAACAUCCCCAGGAAGCGGAAAGGCAACUGUUCCCAGCAUGACCGGGCCCUGGAGAGGUUCUAUGAACAGGUGGUCCAGGCCAUCCAGCGCCACAUCAACUUUGACGUUGUCAAGUGCGUUCUUGUGGCCAGCCCGGGAUUUGUGCGAGAGCAGUUCUGCGACUACAUGUUUCAGCAGGCGGUGAAGACGGACAACAAGACGCUCCUGGAAAACCGCUCCAAAUUCCUUCAGGUACACGCCUCCUCUGGACACAAGUACUCCCUGAAAGAGGCCCUUUGUGACCCCACCGUAGCUAGCCGCCUUUCGGACACGAAAGCUGCUGGGGAAGUGAAAGCCUUGGAUGACUUCUAUAAAAUGUUGCAGCACGAGCCUGACCGAGCUUUCUAUGGACUCAAGCAGGUGGAGAGGGCCAACGAAGCCUUGGCUAUCGACACCUUGCUCAUCAGCGAUGAGCUCUUCCGGCAUCAGGACGUGGCCACCCGCAGCCGGUAUGUCAGGCUGGUGGACAGCGUGAAAGACAAUGCAGGCACGGUUCGGAUAUUCUCCAGUCUCCAUGUGUCUGGGGAACAGCUUGGCCAGUUGACGGGAGUAGCUGCCAUUCUCCGCUUCCCUGUGCCAGAACUCUCUGACCAGGAGGAUGAUUCCAGUUCUGAAGAGGAUUAAGACUGACAUUUAGUAGUUGCUUCUCCUCCGUUACUUCUCGGCAUUGCUUGACAGGUGCAAGAGCCGCACUUGUUGAUCGGGCUGGGAUUUCCUGUGUGUUGGUCACACUAGGACAUGUAUUCAAAUUAAAUAAACCAAAAGAAAAGAACGUCCAAGCAUUAUGUUUUCUGAUUAGAGUUUUUUUUUCCUAAAUAUCUGAAAACAGCAAUUUGUGUACAUAAGAGAAAAAGUCUGUUGUUUGGGUUUGAUUCUACAUGGCAUUUUUUCAUUUCAUUUAGUGAUCCUUUUCUCACUUCUUUCUAGUUUAUUUUUCAAAAUUUGACUACAUUUACUACUUAAGUGGUAGCCAAACCAUAAAUAAAGCCAAGUCUGAGAUACUAUUUUCUUUUAGAGAUUUGUUGAACUAGCCGUUUCUAAAACUCUUGUUGCUCUGUGGUUGUUCUAAUCAUAUUUUCUGCAGACAAAUAGUUAUUUUUCAGGCAGUAGAGGUCUGCUCUACCAAGGAUUCCCAACAUAGUCUCGGGACCAGGACCUUAAAGCUGAGAUGAGAGCCUGUGGUUCACUUCCUGCACCUCUGGGCACCUCUCCAACCUGGACUUCAGCUCUUUACACUGAAACCCUGCCACAUUCUUCGGUUUGCUGAGAGCUUUGUUUACUGUGACUUGGCCAGCGGUACACUUUACAAGGUGCCUGUGGCGUUAGUGUGUGUUCUCUCAAUCAUUCUGGUCCAUGUCAUACGUGAAGAAAAGCAUGUUCAGGGAGUUGAGUACCUUGGAUAACUACUUGGAAGUUGUAGUCCAUCACUUCUAACUGUAGAUACAGAAUUUAUACAAAUUACCACUAAGACUGC